AUGGCAAUUGAGUGCAUGAUCACAACAAGAAGAAGCACGCAAUCCAUGGCUCAACCCCCCUCCCUAAAAACAGAGCACAAACAAGAUGACCAAAAACCAUUAGUUUUUGAUGCCUCAGUGCUCAGGUACCAGACCGAAAUACCAGAACAGUUCAUAUGGCCUGAUGAGGAAAAGCCCUGCGCCAACACCCCUGAGCUCCAAGUCCCUCUUAUAGACUUGGGUGGUUUUCUCUCUGGCAACAAACAAGCUGCAACGAAAGCCUCCACAAUUGUAGGCGAGGCCUGCCAAAAGCAUGGCUUUUUCCUUGUUGUGAAUCAUGGUGUUGACAAUCAACUCAUAGCCGAUGCUCAUCGCUACAUGGAUGAUUUUUUCGGGUUCCCUCUGUCUGAAAAACAGAGAGCGCAGAGGCUACUAGGGGAGCACUGUGGCUAUGCCAGCAGCUUCACUAGUAGAUUCUCGUCAAAACUUCCAUGGAAGGAGACUCUUUCUUUUCGCUACUCUGCAGACAAAAGCUCAUCCAGUAUCGUCCAAGAUUAUCUCUGCAGUAAAAUGGGAGAAGAGUUCAAGGAAUUCGGGAGGGUGUACCAAGAUUACAGUGAGGCUAUGAGCACUCUUUCUAUUGGGAUCAUGGAGCUUCUGGGAUUGAGCCUUGGAGUUGACAGAGCACAUUUCAAGGAAUUUUUCGAAGACAAUGAUUCGAUAAUGAGGCUGAAUUACUACCCACCGUGCCAGAAACCUGAUCAAACUUUAGGCACCGGUCCUCAUUGCGAUCCAACAUCUUUAACUAUUCUCCACCAAGACCAAGUUGGAGGGCUUGAGGUGUUUGUGGAUGAUAAAUGGCAUUCCAUUAGCCCAAAUUUGAAUGCCUUUGUUGUUAACAUUGGUGACACUUUCACGGCUCUUUCAAACGGGAGGUACAAGAGCUGCUUGCACAGGGCAGUGGUGAACAGCCAAACACCAAGGAAGUCUCUUGCAUUCUUCUUGUGUCCCAGAGAUGAUAAGGUGGUGAAGCCACCAAAUGGGCUGGUUGAUGAUACUUCGUGCCCAAGAAUAUAUCCAGAUUUCACAUGGCCUAUGCUGCUGGAGUUCACACAAAAGCAUUACAGAGCAGACAUGAAGACUCUCCAAGUCUUCUCAAACUGGCUUCAACAGAAAAGCAGCUGA
Messenger RNA from Prunus armeniaca (apricot), 1164 nucleotides. The record is from the annotation of a GenBank genome assembly. NCBI's taxonomy places the organism in Eukaryota, Viridiplantae, Streptophyta, Magnoliopsida, Rosales, Rosaceae.